UUUUUAUCAUAAUUUAAUUAAUGUUCAAUAAGGUUUAACCUAAAUAAAAUACCGAGGAAUCAUAAAAAGUUUAAACUAUAACAGAAGCUAUGCAAAAAUAUGAUGUUAGAUUCCCUGUUCCUGGUAGUUAGAAUCAAACAGGAUCUUUUUUGGCUAUAGAUUGUGAAAUGGUUGAAUGUGAAAAUGAGAUUGGAGCUAGUGUAUAAAUGCUUGCUAGAAUUACAGUUGUUAAUUAUAAUGGUUAUGUUGUUUUGGAUCAAUAUUAUAAACCAAGAUUUAAGGUGUUAAAUUAUAUUACACGAAUUUCUGGAAUUACUCCAUAAAUAAUUAAAGAUAAACCAGUUUAUAAUGACUUUGAAAAAUAAAAGCUUUAACUUUUAUUCAAAGGUAAAUAUAAGCAAUUAUUUUAUAGAUAAGACUAUAAUUGGACAUACUUUAAAAAGUGAUUUUGAUGCUAUGGAAUUUAAUCUAGAGGAUUACUAAACCAGAGACCUUAUGAAAGUGGACUUUUUGAAAUUAGAAGAAGGAUCAAGUAAUAUUAUAAAUAAUAUGAGGGUUUAAAAAAGAUGUGUUUGAAGUAUUUGGGUCAAAAUAUUUAAUAAGGAUAACAUAGUUCUGAAAU
This is a messenger RNA of Paramecium primaurelia, 622 nucleotides long. The record is from the annotation of a GenBank genome assembly. NCBI's taxonomy places the organism in Eukaryota, Ciliophora, Oligohymenophorea, Peniculida, Parameciidae.